Molecule: messenger RNA, 3506 nt
Organism: Austrofundulus limnaeus
Lineage: Eukaryota; Metazoa; Chordata; Actinopteri; Cyprinodontiformes; Rivulidae
Gene: nrf1
Product: nuclear respiratory factor 1
Biological process (GO): regulation of transcription by RNA polymerase II
Molecular function (GO): DNA-binding transcription factor activity
Source: RefSeq, a predicted model, not a curated record
CCCGGCGCAGCCGCAUCAUCGAACCCGGCAGCGUUGGCGUGAAGGAUGCCGAUUUUUUUUUUUUUUUAAGAUGUCGGCUGUGCCUUCGUUAUUCAGCAUACAAAACUAUUUUGUGUGGAUUCGUGUUGUUGGCGCGUAUCGAGAGUUAAGCUCUGAGAAUGGAAUGAGAUGUAGGCCGCUAGGCCUGUCUUAACGUUGUGUUUCGUUUAAUAUUGCGCGGGUUUUAUGCUAGGUGUCGUGUUUCUGUGUUUUAUCAUAACAUGCUGUGCACGUCGAUUCUCGUCGUUGCUGUACAGAAUUGCAACGCGGGAUACUCAUUGUGAUCAUUGUUAUUGUGCAUUUAGAUAACACAGUUUUAAAUGGUUAGCUAAAGCUAAUUAGCCGAAUGUAGGACAUUGUUAGCUUAGCUCUGUUGAACAGGCUAACACAACUACGCUUUAAUGACAGAACAACAAUGCUGCCAGUGCAUAUGCAGCUUUUUAUGCUUCUACGGUUUUGUGGAUAAAUCAACCUGAUAGUGGACCGUGUAUAUUUAAAAAACAUGUAUAUUUUUGCCUCGCUAUGCAUGAUUUUUUUUAGCAUUUACUGUACAUUAUGUAAAUACAGUCCACACAAUAUGUGCAGUAAAUUGAACUUAGCUUAUUCUUUCAUUUUGUUUUACACCGAAAUAAACAGUAGUAUAUGAAAAAAAUCUAGCUGAUCAAAUGAAUUUUUAAACGAGCUUCAUGUGAUGUGUAAGCCAUCAACUUACUUUUUGUUUUGCAAAUGGAUACAUUUUAAAUAAAAGAAAAUAGUGGUAAAAUGAUGUGUGGGUUUGAAGUUUUUCAUCAUAUGUAGUAUUUUUAUUCAGACUGUAAUAACCUGAGUUCACAGUGUUCACUAUUAUAAAUAUACACAUCUUAUAUAUUUCCAAUAUUAGUUCAUAUUUGAUUAUUACUGCCAGGUACAGAGUAGCAUGUAGAAUGCAUGUCAUACAAAYAAUUAAUAUGUAAUGUAACUGUAUAAAAGAGGGUUUCCAGAGCAAGGAUGCAGAACUGUAUCUUGUGCAAAAGGUGUUGCAGCAUCUACGCCAUGUAAAAUCUGCAGCACGUUGUCUCACAUAAACAGGCAUCUUGUCUUUACAACCUGAUAAUAACUUUAAAAAGUAAGACAAGAAAUAAAUGUGACAUGACAGUUGGGAAAUAACAUGCCUAAGGAGCAAGGUUUUUUUCUCUCAGCAGAUUAAGCAUAACAAACCCCACAGCUGCAAUUAUAAUUGUAGCAUCAUUACCCUGUUAAUAAAUCCUGUACUAAAGCCAAAGAUUACAAACCUAUUAGAACCUGGUAUGGAAAGGUACCUGUAAAUAAAUGCAUUUAUGUGCAUCUGUUCAACUGUAUCUAAAAUUAUUAUUUAGUCUGUCUCCAGAACCCUUUAUGGAUGGAAAUAAAUAUUACAAGGCACUUCACCCUGCAUCUUUUUUCCCCUUUCCUUAGUAGUUAUUCUGUGGACUGAGCUGUAUAGACCAGGUGUCUGAUGAUGGAGGACCACGCCGUGAACCAGACGGAGCACAUGACCACCAUCGAGGCCAGCGCCGUCAGCCAGCAGGUCCACGUGGCCACCUUUACAGAAGCAUCUAUGAUGAGUGCUGAUGAGGACUCGACAUCCUCACCAGACGACGACCCUUAUGACGACACAGACAUCCUCAACUCAGCUGGCACUGAUGAGGUCACUGCUCACCUUGCAGCUGCAGGUCCAGUAGGCAUGGCUGCUGCUGCUGCUGUGGCAACYGGUAAGAAAAGAAAAAGGCCUCACAUCUUUGAAUCCAAUCCCUCGAUCCGUAAGAGGCAGCAGACUCGUUUGCUCAGGAAACUGCGCGCCACACUGGACGAGUACACCACCAGAGUGGGCCAACAGGCCAUAGUGCUGUGUGUUUCUCCCUCCAAACCAAACCCUGUGUUCAAGGUGUUUGGUGCUGCUCCGCUGGAGAAUGUGGUGAGAAAGUAUAAGAGCAUGAUGUUAGAGGACCUGGAGAACGCCCUGGCUGAGCACGCUCCUGCUGGUGGAGAGUUGGCCUCAGAGYUGCCCCCGCUCACCAUUGAUGGCAUCCCCGUCUCGGUGGAUAAGAUGACCCAGGCCCAGCUGCGAGCGUUCAUCCCAGAGAUGCUGAAGUACUCCACGGGCAGAGGGAAGCCCGGCUGGGGCAAAGAGAGCUGCAAGCCRGUGUGGUGGCCCGAGGACAUCCCCUGGGCCAACGUUCGCAGCGACGUCCGCUCAGAGGAGCAGAAACAGAGACGAGGCGGCAGCCCAAGCUGUAGCGACGCUGGCCGAGGCCACUCUUCAAGGCGGGGGGCAGAUCGUGCUGGCAGAGACGGCAGCCGCCGUUGGGGCUCUCGCGGGGGUUCAAGAUGCCACAGGUUUGGUCCAGAUUCCAGUCAGCAUGUACCAGACUGUAGURACCAGCCUCGCCCAGGGCAACCGUCCCGUUCAGGUGGCCAUGGCGCCCGUCGCCACACGCAUAGACAACACUGUCACACUGGACGGCCAGGCGGUGGAGGUUGUGACCUUGGAGCAGUGACACUAUGGACCUUGGGAGGAGCGGAAAGCACUGAACCUUGGAGAUUUGUUUCUCUCCUUUUCCAAGACAACACAUUGUGUACAAUGUUGGAUAUAUUUUUAAAUGUGUACAUCUGCAGGGGAAAUUAAGUGGUUGAUAAUGCAUUGUGUUUACUAUGUAAAGAUAUUGCUUUUGUUGUUGUUUUUUUUUUUUUCCUUAUUUUUUUUAGCUCUGGGAUGUUGAGUGUUUAGUAUUUAUUUCCUUACAAUUAACCCAAGGAUAACCAAAAAGCCUGGGAGCAAAGCCACCACUGCAUCACUCAACGGACUCAGUGUUCUGCAUUUUUGGCACAAUCUCUGUGCUUUAUUCUUUUUUUUUUCUUUUUUUUUAUGCAUCUAAAAAUUGGUACUAUAGUCUGAAAUUUCCCUUCUGUUUCUCGUAUUCCCGAUUCUAAAAAUCCUCUCCGUCUCACGUGACUCCUUCUGUACAGAGCACCGUAUCUGCACUCCCAUUAACGUUUCUUCAUUAUAUGAGGAUUGCGUUGAAAUAUCCUCCUGUCGUGCUUUUUUCCCUCUUUGACCGUAGUCCACAGACAUGCCAAAAUGUGCAGCGACUCAGGAUAUACAUCAUUAUGUUGUUUACUGCUGUGAUUGCUGAACUGCAGUCCUUUUUGUCAAAUUUAUUUAUAGUGCAUGGAUUCCGAAAGGCACCCAUUAGUGUUAUUUUUAAUAUGAACUUCUCUCUUUGGGUCACUUAAGCCUAAGUGAGCUAUAUCACUUUAUACAUCACAGGAAGUUGUACUUGGAUAAGAGCUGCAGUAUUUUUGAUGCAGAGGAGCAUUUUAAGCUAAAACAAAAUAAUAAUGCUUAUUGACAAUUGUAUGCGGCUUUAACCGUCGGUUUAACCCUCAUCAAACUUGUGUGUUUGAAAAAAAUGACGUCCAAUAAAAUGAUUGCUGUUUACUAUUUCAAA